AUGGCGAGGAUCACGCUCGAGAUGUUGCGUCGACGCGCCGAGCACAACGACGGUUCGCUGCUCUCGCUGGAGGAGGUGGCGCUGCACCGACAAGGGCUCGAGCGAUUGGAGGGGCUCCAAGAGGCGUGUCCCAGGCUGAAGAUUGCGUUGCUUCAGGAUAAUUUGAUAUCGAGAAUAGAAAACAUGCGCAAACUCAAGGAUUUGGAGUAUCUGAACCUGGCGAUGAACAAUGUGACGUGCGUGGAAAACUUAGAACAGUGUGAAUCUCUGACCAAGCUUGAUCUCACAAUGAACUUCAUCGCUCUGAGUGGUUUGAUGAGCGUUAAGAGACUCGAGGUCAACCACAAUUUACGGCAACUGUACUUGAUGGGGAAUCCGUGCGCCGAUUUCGAUGGAUAUCGCUCGUUCGUGAUCGGAUCCUUGCCACAGCUCGCGAAUUUGGAUGGUUCAGACGUGACGCACGUCGAGAGAAUCGUCGCAAGACGCGAAUUACGGCGUAUCACCCAAGAGUUGGAAACAGCUGCGCGAACGAAGAUCGAAACUAUCGCGACCGUGGAUGAAAUUGCUUCAAUAGAACCGGAUCAUCGACCGUGGUGCGCAGCAACGCGCGUGCUCGACAACGAAAAUAUUGAGAGUACGCUAGCUGAUACGGUGCGGUCUACGUCGUCGUCGAAGACUUAUGUGAAAGAGUCGUUCGAGCCGCUUCCGGAUGACAUCGCAGACGUCAAGCAGAAGAACCAAGGCGACUUCAAGUUCAGGCUCAUAGAAUCCGACGAUGACACCGCGAUCGAGCUCGAGCUUCACGUCGGUAAGUUUAUCGACACAUCUCUCAUACUCGUCGAUAUUCAACCGAUGAUUGUGCGUGUCAAAAUCAAGGGUGAAUUACUGCAGCUCAAGCUCCCGCAUGAAGUGAGUACCGAUUCGAGCACUGCCGAACGCUCCAAGGUGACGGGAAAGCUCUUGAUCAAAAUGCCUAAACUAAAUUGGCACGUGAAACCAAAAACUGCGAUCGUUAAGGUGCAGAGUAGAGCUGAAGACCAGAGCGCGAAGGUGACGUACCACGGCAUGGGAUCUGACGAACCACCAGAUGUUUGA
This is a messenger RNA of Ostreococcus tauri, 1095 nucleotides long. Its product is annotated as Leucine-rich repeat. The record is from RefSeq and is a predicted model, not a curated record. Gene Ontology annotation, cellular component: cytoplasm. The transcript has 2 exons. Gene Ontology annotation, molecular function: protein binding. NCBI's taxonomy places the organism in Eukaryota, Viridiplantae, Chlorophyta, Mamiellophyceae, Mamiellales, Bathycoccaceae. Bases 1 to 1095 code for a protein of 364 amino acids.